GCGGGCCCGGCGGCGGCGCCGGCGCCAGCGCCAGGCUAGGGCGCGAUCCGCUGCCCGCGCCUCUCCCCCGCCCGCGCCUCGCCUUCCCCCUCCCUUCCCGCCUCUCCCCUCCCGCCGCCGCCGCCACCGGCACCGCCAUCGCUACCGGGGUGGGGCCCGCGCCCGCUCCCCCCCGCCCCCGCCGCCGGCCGCCGGCCGAGCGCGUCUCCCGGGGGCGAGGCCCCGUCCCUCAGCGGCGGCGGCUCCAUGGUGCCCGCCGCCCCCCCCCCGCCCCGCAGCAACAGGCAGGACGAGGAGGAAGCGGCCCCCGGGGGUCCCCACCGGCCCGCCGCCGGCCUGAGCAGCGCCGCCGCCGCCGCAGCGGGAGCGACCGAGCGGGCGGGGGGCGCCCGCGGGCCGCCGGCGAUGGCGAACCAGCUGGUGAUCCUCAACGUCUACGACAUGCCCGGAAUUUUUGAACAGUUUUGGUACGGCUGCAACUUGGUAGGAAUAAAGGAAUUGCUCCCGCUUGGUUUGCAGUCCUAUGAGCUCACCUUCCCUCCCUUCUGGUAUUGGAUGAAUGAAUAUACUUCUUCCCUUGGAAUUGGAGUGUUCCAUUCAGGUAUAGAGGUGUACGGCCGAGAAUUUGCCUAUGGUGGUCAUCCAUACCCUUUUUCUGGAAUAUUUGAAAUUUCACCAGGAAAUGCUUCUGAGCUAGGAGAAACGUUUAAAUUUAAAGAGGCUGUGGUCCUAGGCAGUACUGACUUUAUGGAAGAUGACAUAGAAAAAAUAGUAGAAGAGCUUGGAAAAGAAUUCAAAGGAAAUGCUUAUCACCUAAUGCACAAAAACUGCAAUCACUUUUCUUCAGCUUUAUCUGAGAUUCUGUGUGGAAAAGAGAUUCCACGAUGGGUGAAUCGCCUUGCCUACUUCAGCUCUUGUAUACCGUUUCUCCAGAGCUGUCUGCCAAAGGAGUGGCUAACUCCUGCAGCCCUCCAGUCUAGUGUUAGCCAGGAGCUACACGAUGAGCUGGAGGAAGCUGAGGAUGCAGCAGCAUCAGCUUCUUUGGCAAGCUCAGCAUCUGGGUCUAGAACUGGACGCCACACCAAAUUAUAAGUCCUCCUCCAAAGUAACAAAUGGUUUGAAAUACUUCAGUUUAAUCUCUCCAGCAAUUGACUUCCUGACAGAACAUGAGAGCUGACUCUAGAACAUUGUUUUUAUAUGCAAAAAAGGCUCUCAUCAGCCCCUGUUUCAGCUCAGGAUUAUUUAUGUAGUGAAAAGAAUUGCUGGGAGGAAAGGGAAGGAUUUUGUGUAAAGCCACCCUUUUCAUUUUCACCUGUUUGGUAGACCUGGGUUAACUUAACAUCUUGUAUAAAGCAGAACUUAAAUUAUUUGUUUACAGUAUUGUGUACUGCUGUUUACAAGUCCUCUAAGGACUCCUGCCACCAUGGAAGAAGAGAGAAAUUGAGUUUUAUUUAACUGUUGUUAUAACUCAAAAGCAGUGGUAUGAUGCCCUAGAUGAACUCUCCCCUCUGUUUUCAAGAUUUAAGGCAGGUGAACGUUAACUUUCUGAGAAAUGCCAGAAACUGCUGAAUACUAUAUAUGCGAACAGGGUACUGUGCACUUAAAGUGGCUGAUGUAAACAGGUAGAUUCCAGGAUGUAGGGAGACUGGUUUUGUCUAAGAUCUGUUACUAGCAGUAUGACCUCUACAUUAAUGAAACUGUGGAUUUUUGCACAUAUGAAGGGAAAUUUCUUUCUCAUUACAAUGCACAUUGAUACCUUUUUUUUUUUUUUUUUUUUUUUUUUUUUUUUUUUUAACUCAGCCAUGUAGUUUGCAUCCUAUCUUCUGUCUGUAUUUACAGUCUACUUCAGCCAGGAUUUAGAGAUGUGAAUAUCAUCUGUUAGAAGCAUCAACAAUUUUUUCACUGUUUGCUUUACUUGAUUUCAAACUUGCAUAUAAAUGUUAAUGCUUGUAUUCUUUUUUUCAUUUCGUAUAGUUUGGAAUAGUGUAAUACAAGCCAUUUAUGGUUGGGGAAUGGCCUUGCUUUUCUGCUGCUGAUUUUGCUUCAUUUGAGUUUGUAAACAUUAGUGUCCUUUUCUUUGAGCUAUAAAUUACUGCCCAGUUGUGCAUAUCUGCACAAAUUAUAGAGAAAUCCUAAUUUAUUUUCCCACAGUCUCUAUCUGUGGCAUUAACUUUCUUGUCAGAUGUAAUGAAGAAAAACCUGAAAAUUGCUUAUGCACCUGCUUGUUUACACAGCAGAACCCACUAAUCUGCACACAUAAUUAUAUCUGAAGGUAAGAGAUAUUAUUUUCUAAAACACAGAAGUAUGUUUGCUGGUAGAUUAUAAUUAGAGCUAAAUUAUAAUUAGUGAUCAGAAUAUAUAAUGGAAUGCCUUAUUCUUGUUCACUUACCAAGAGAAUUAAUGGUUCUUCCAGUCAUUAGUGUAAAUUAGUGAGGUUCUAUUGUGCACAUAAGGAUACAGUAGCACAAACAUGAGGGAGGUGAGCUUGUGUAUUUUGUAAGACUUGCUGCCUUAAACUAACAAAAACCAUACCAUCUGUAAACUGAUCAGCUCACAAAGAAGUGUGCAUUACUAGAAGUAUAAAUGAUUCUUACAAGCUUUAUUUUCAGUCUGUUGCUGGGUUUAGUUUUUCCAUUAAGUGAAAUACUGACUCUACGGUUUCUGCUGUUUAAAAGAAAAAAGUCCUCUUAGGAGGCAAGAAUGCUUCAUGUUAUGAGUGCUUCUAGCCAUGGGUAGUCAGUGCCAUUGAAACCCACAGGAAGGUGCAGUAGGCUGUAUCGUAGUAAGAAUUCUUAUGGUUGCCAGCUCUGACUCAUGUUAGAAACAAGUGGAAGUUUUUCUGCUGGCAGUUGGGUUGAAUCCUUUGUCAGACAGUCUUUAAGUUUUCACUCAUCUUCUGUGAUGCAGUGUAGGUACAGAGAAACACACACUCAAUUCUGGGGGAAAAAAAUCAAGUGAGACUCUUUCUGGAAAGAGCGGGAUUAACAGUAGAAGUCUUUUUAACUGUAGUUUGGUACAUGUUUUAAUAAUCUCUUCUACCAAGUGGGAAACGCUUAAGACUGACAAGUCUACUACUAACUACAUUCUCUGGUCUCCAGAAGCUGGACAUACUGACUCUACCUGUUGAGUGCUUUUUUCACUUGAAUCUCUGAAUUUGAGUUCUCCUUUCUUUUUUUCCUGUAGUGAAAAUGAAUAUGGUGGUCUCCAGUCAACUCUCAAGCAUUACAGAACUGAAUCUCACACUACUUACAGCUAAGACAACAGGCUGCAGACAGGUUAUUUUGUCUCUGCUGUGCAGCUGUGGUAGUAAUGUGACUAAGUCUCUUGGCCAAGGCAGGUCCUUUAUUUCAGCUCAGGGUUGAGGCCACUGAUCUAGCAAUGUACUGUAGCUUUUCCUAGGUUUUAGGGAAAAUGAAUAGAAUGAAUUUUCAUUGCUACCUAACUUUUAUGUACCAAAAUCAGCUUUUUAGGCUUCUGAUACAUCCAGAGCGUUAGGUCAGAAAUCUCUACACCUUCAUUAACACACAACUACAGCAUGUACAAUGCAAAAACAUGACAGAUCACAGCACAGUUUUUAUUUAGAAGUAAAACUAAGACUAUUUUUUAUAAAGCAGACUGGAAAGUUUGUAACAAAAAUGUUCAUUUUAUUGGUAGCUGUACAGGUGAAAAUACUGUCUUAUGCGCCAUAAUUUUUUUUUGUUUGUUUCAAAACCAUCCAUUUGUAAAUCCUGUGAGGAAACUGACACCUGAACCCUGAAGGCUGUUGGGUAUUGUAUCAAAGCAAGCGGUGCUGUAACUUCAAUCGCGUGCUGUCAACUCAGCCUCCGCUGGAUGCCUCCAAGAAGUCACCCUGCCAGUGGUUACUCCGAUUUGUUAGCAAUAGAGCAAGUUACCUUUCACCAGCAUUACUGCCAAGCAGGGAUUACUUUAGUCUACUAAUGACUACACUGUGCUAGGACUAGAACACUCCAAAAUGCUGUGAGAAAGCUGGACACCUGUGGAGUCUUUUCCAUCAAAACGGGUAGAAAAAUAUCACUACUUCAGGGUUCUGCUCUGUUUACUUUCUCAUUCUUGUUUAAUUUUCUGUAAGAUAGUACUUUUGAUACGUAUUAUAUUCUUUAACUCAAAGUCUUUUUAUUUAAAUGCCAUUUUCUGUUCAGCAAGCCAAAAAAUCCAAUGUACUGUCAGUGUGCACCAGUAACUUCAGAGUGGCUUGGUAAAAACAUAGUUGCAUUACUUCUAAAAUUUGCAAUGCAAUUCUGAUCACUAUUGAUAGAUGAUAAUUUUCACUGUUGGAAGUUGGUUACAAGCUGAAUAUUCACUGAUGCAUUUUUUGUAAACUUGUAUUCAAGUUUACUGUACUACAUAGUAUUUGUAUAAAAUUCAAAGAAUUUUGACUUUUGUUACCUGUACAUGGCAACAAGUUGUCUAGCAUCUGAAACUUAAAUCCAUCAGUUUAUUAAAAAUACUUUUAUAAAAAAA
Messenger RNA from Aquila chrysaetos chrysaetos, 4482 nucleotides. RefSeq names its product desumoylating isopeptidase 2 (gene DESI2). Bases 247 to 1092 code for a protein of 281 amino acids. Gene Ontology annotation, molecular function: deubiquitinase activity. Lineage: Eukaryota; Metazoa; Chordata; Aves; Accipitriformes; Accipitridae. The record is from RefSeq and is a predicted model, not a curated record. Gene Ontology annotation, biological process: protein deubiquitination. The transcript has 6 exons.